Polyodon spathula (Mississippi paddlefish) is the source of this 1086-nucleotide messenger RNA. Its product is annotated as calponin-2-like. The coding region runs from base 136 to 1062 and encodes 308 amino acids. Gene Ontology annotation, molecular function: actin binding. NCBI's taxonomy places the organism in Eukaryota, Metazoa, Chordata, Actinopteri, Acipenseriformes, Polyodontidae. The record is from RefSeq and is a predicted model, not a curated record. Gene Ontology annotation, biological process: actomyosin structure organization. The transcript has 7 exons.
CAGGACAACGCGGGGAGUUGAGCAAACAGUCUCCAGAUGAGAGUGAAACUUCUCACACGUUAGGCUGCAGAAAAAGCGAACGGUGUUUGCGUUUAUUUUUCUAGCAAGAAAGUCAUUUUUAAUACCGUUGAAAAAAUGUCCAGCGGUCAGUUUAACAAGGGACCGGCUUAUGGUCUGACUGCAGAAGUGAAAAGCAAAAUUGCUCAGAAGUACGAUGUACAGAAAGAGGAGGAGCUGCGGGUCUGGAUCGAGGACGUCACGGGCAAGCGGAUCGGAGCCGACUUUCAGAAGAGCUUGAAGAGCGGAACCAUUCUGUGCGAACUGAUUAACAUCCUCCAGCCGGGCUCAGUGAACAAGAUCAGCGAGUCUGAAAAGAACUGGCACCAGCUGGAGAAUCUGACCAACUUUAUUAAAGCCAUCACAGCCUAUGGACUGAAGCCCCACGAUAUCUUCGAAGCGAACGACUUGUUUGAAAGUGGAAACAUGACCCAGGUUCAGACCACGCUCCUGGCCUUAGCUGGCAUGGCAAAGACCAAAGGCAUCCAGUCUCGAGUGGAUAUCGGAGUGAAAUACGCAGACAAGCAGAAGCGUGCCUUUGACGAGGAGAAGAUGAAGGCAGGAAACUGUGUCAUUGGGCUGCAGAUGGGUACCAAUAAGUGUGCUAGCCAGGCGGGGAUGAAUGCUUACGGCACAAGGAGACACCUGUACGACCCCAAGGCUCACAUCGAGCCCCCAAUGGACAGCUCCACCAUCGGCCUGCAGAUGGGAACUAACAAGGGGGCCAGCCAGACUGGCAUGACCGCCCCUGGCACCAGACGUGCCAUCUACGACCAGAAACUGGGCACGGAGAAGUGCGACAACAGCACCAUGUCCCUACAGAUGGGUUACACCCAGGGAGCCAAUCAGAGCGGGCAGAAUUUCGGCCUGGGCAGACAGAUCUACGAUGCCAAGUACUGCCCCAAGAGCGAGCUGGGAGAGAAUGAAGCAGCUGUGGGCAUAAGCUACAACCAGGAGUACCAGGAUGAGGGCUACCAGGGAUACCAAGAGGAUGGGCAGGACUAGUUACCCUGACAAAGAAGGCCACGA